Rangifer tarandus platyrhynchus (Svalbard reindeer) is the source of this 309-nucleotide messenger RNA. NCBI's taxonomy places the organism in Eukaryota, Metazoa, Chordata, Mammalia, Artiodactyla, Cervidae. The record is from the annotation of a GenBank genome assembly.
AUGGUAUGUGUCGUUACCUACUCAGAGGGUCCCGCGCACGUGAUGCGCUACAUGUCGCACAUUGCCUGCGCAGCGGUGGAAGACAGCCAAGCCUUUAGGCCGUCCAUCCUACAGCAGCCGGCGGGGUUUGAGGAAUGCGGCGAAGGCCUCGGGGGCCGGCGCACUCGGCUUGUGGUGCAGCAGCUUGUAUACGCACAUGUAACGAGUUUAGCGCUCACCUCCGCUUCCUGGGUUGACGCCAUUGUUUCACCAGGACAAGGAAGUGCAAUCAGCACCACGGUGGCCGACACAUUCGCACCGCAGGGGUGA